CUCGCUUCUCCAAACCUAAGGUGGAAAUGAAAUGAUGGCAACCAAAUAUACAAUAAACAGAUAGACAUCGAAACAGACACCAACCAAACAAACCACCAUGUACUCCUCCUACUAAGAUUAGUCUCACCCUCUUCUUCUUUCUCAGUCUAUUUUUCUCUCUUCAGUUCUCAAUUCCAUACUUGAACACAGGGCUAAAGCUUUAGCUCUAAUGGAAGGAGCACUAUUUCCAAACAGACCAACAUUACCAACACCAACAACAAAACCAAUAAUACCACCACCAUCACAAACAAACCCACCAUUGAAAUUCAAUUCUAAAACGCUUCCAUUACCAACAAAUACUCCUCCACCUCCAUCUUUACCACUUGAUUCUCUUCUUCAGCAACUCCUUCAUAUUUCACCUAAAACUUCAUACCCUUCUCUUUCAAUAUCAACAUCAUCUCACAAACAACAGAAUACUCAUAUCUCUAAGCCCAAAUCCAUUCCUCCUCCUUCUCCUUCUUAUCCUUCAGUUGGCCAUAAACAUAAUGAUUAUUCUUCAAUUGAAUUCCUUACAUCAAAAGGUAAGUCUUUACUUGUAUCCGUUGUGAAUCAGCCCAUGUCAAAUUUGAACACUUAUUUUAAUUCUAUCCACUCUGAAUUGGUUGAAUUUGAUCAUGUCAGUCUUAUCAAAGGGUUAGACCUUUCAGGGAAUUGGGAAAAAGCCCUAGUUUUGUUUCAAUGGUUUCUGUCAAAGAAUAGUAAUGAAACUAACAAAUUAGACCAACAAGCAAUUGAGGCUAUGGUUAGAAUUUUAGGUAGAGAGUCUCAACAUUCAAUUGCAUCUAAAUUGUUUGAUGAAAUUUCUAUUGAAGAUUACUCACUUGAUAUUCGAGCUUACACUACUAUACUACAUUCUUAUUCUCAAAGUGGGUUGUACGAAAAGGCGAUAUCUUUGUUUCGAGUGAUUAAGAGUAAAGGACUUAAACCAACUCUAGUUACUUACAAUGUCAUGCUUGAUGUGUAUGGGAAAAUGGGUCGGUCUUGGAACAAAAUUUUGGAACUUGUAGGGGAAAUCACAAGUAAUGGACUUAAAUUUGAUGAAUUUACUUGUAGUACUGUUCUGUCUGCUUGUGCAAGGGAAGGGUUGUUGGAGGAAGCUUCGAAGUUCUUUAACGUUUUGAAGUCUAAGGGUUAUGUUCCCGGAACUGUUACUUAUAAUGCUUUGCUUCAUGUGUAUGGGAAGGCAGGGGUUUACUCUGAGGCUUUGAGCAUUAUGGAGGAGAUGGAAAGAAACAACUGCACACCUGACUCAGUGACCUACAAUGAACUUGUAGCAGCUUAUGUUAGGGCAGGGUUUUAUGAUGAGGGAGCUGCUGUUAUAGAGACAAUGUCAAGUAAAGGAACUAUGCCGAAUGCUGUAACUUAUACUACAGUCAUAAAUGCGUAUGGAAAGGCUGGGAAAGAAGAUAAAGCUCUGAGUUUGUUUGAUGAGAUGAAGAAAUCGGGUUGUGUUCCUAAUGUCUGUACAUAUAACGCAAUUUUGGGGAUGCUUGGAAAGAAAUUGAUGUCGGAAGAGAUGGUGGUGAUACUCUCCGAGAUGAAGUCGAAUGGUUGCAUCCCAAACAGGGUAACAUGGAACACAAUGCUUGCGUUAUGUGGUAAUAAGGGCAUGCAGAAGUACGUGAAUCGGGUCUUCAGCGAAAUGAAGAAUUGUGGGUUUGAGCCUGAUCGAGAUACAUUCAAUACAUUGAUUAGUGCUUAUGGUCGGUGUGGGUCGGGCAUUGAUGCUUCAAAAAUGUAUGAAGAGAUGAUCAAAGCCGGGUUCACUCCAUGUGUUACUACCUAUAAUGCUCUCUUGAACGCCCUGUCUAGGAGAGGUGAUUGGAAAGCAGCAGAAUCCGUGAUUAUUGAUAUGAAGACCAAAGGAUUUAAGCCUAACGAAACAUCAUACUCCUUGAUGCUUCAGUGUUACGCAAAGGCAGGGUAUGUUGAAGGUAUAAGAAUGAUUGAAGACGAAAUUUACAGUGGGCGAAUAUUUCCUAGUUGGAUGCUUUUGAGAACCCUGGUUCUUGCAAAUGCUAAAUGUAGGAUUUUGGCAGGUAUGGAGAGAGCGUUUGAAGAAUUAAAAAGAAACGGAUACAAACACGAUCUGGUUCUUUUCAAUUCAAUGCUUUCAAUCUAUGCCAAGAACAGGAUGUAUGAUCGAGCUCAUGAUCUGAUGCAUUUGAUCCGUGAGAAUGGAUUACAGCCAGAUCUUGUUACUUUUAAUAGCUUGAUGGAUAUGUAUGCCAGAGGAGGAGAGUGCUGGAGAGCAGAAGAAAUCCUCAAAGGUUUACAGAAAUCUGGAGGGAAACCUGAUCUGGUUUCAUAUAACACUGUGAUUAAAGGGUUUUGCAGACAAGGGCUAAUGCAGGAAGCUGUCCGAACCAUGUCGGUGAUGACAACUGUGGGUAUUCGACCUUGCAUUGUUACUUAUAAUACCUUUGUUGCUGGAUACGCCAGCAAAGGAUUGUUUGAAGAGGUAACGGAUGUGAUUAGUUAUAUGAUUCAACAUGAUUGCAGACCCAAUGAGUUGACAUACAAGAUUGUCAUCGAUGGUUAUUGUAAAGCUAGCAAAUACAAAGAAGCCAUGGAUUUCGUAUCGAAAAUUAGAGACCUUGAUCCAUCUUUUGAUGAUAAGUCGGUUCAAAGGUUUGCCAUGCGGGUUCGUGAGAAUGUAGAGUUGUAGAGUUCUGGACAUCAAGAAGGCAAUUUUUGUUCGUUGUUUACCCUCUCUCAUUUCUCCGAUCUACUUCUUUACUGUGAAUUUGUUUUGUAAAAAUUCAAAUUUUUUGAAGCUGUUAAUUACAGGUUUUGAAGUUAUAGAUGCAAUUACUUUCCCGAAUUCUCUGUUUAUUGACCCAUAAAUGAAGCUGAUUUUGGAAUUUUUAUGUAA
This is a messenger RNA of Papaver somniferum (opium poppy), 2914 nucleotides long. RefSeq names its product pentatricopeptide repeat-containing protein At2g18940, chloroplastic-like. The record is from RefSeq and is a predicted model, not a curated record. NCBI's taxonomy places the organism in Eukaryota, Viridiplantae, Streptophyta, Magnoliopsida, Ranunculales, Papaveraceae. Gene Ontology annotation, molecular function: protein binding. The transcript has a single exon. Bases 209 to 2707 code for a protein of 832 amino acids.